Apis mellifera (honey bee) is the source of this 1471-nucleotide messenger RNA. RefSeq lists its product as uncharacterized. The coding region runs from base 142 to 1434 and encodes 430 amino acids. Gene Ontology annotation, molecular function: protein binding. NCBI's taxonomy places the organism in Eukaryota, Metazoa, Arthropoda, Insecta, Hymenoptera, Apidae. The transcript is spliced from 4 exons. The record is from RefSeq and is a predicted model, not a curated record.
CUCUACACAGCCAUUUUUUGCUUACUUCUGAUAACGUAUAUGACAUAUGUAUGUGUAUAUAAUAUUGUUUACUAAAUAAUAGAGGUUGAAACAUUUAAAAAGAAAUUUUUUAAUAAAAUUCAAAUUGUGUAUAUAUUUAAUAUGGAUCAAGAAUAUUAUUCUACAUUGUAUAAAUGGUUUGAAAAAUGUGGUGUAAUAUCAAAUGUAAGAACACAUCUUCGUCAAAAUUUAAUAAAUGCAUUAAAAAGUAAAGAUAUUUUUUUAAAAAGUGAAGGUCCCAAAUCUGCAAAACAGUACGUUUAUGAUUUACUAAUAGCAGAAUAUUUAUUUAAUCACAAUUAUGCAUAUACUCUAUCAGUAUUUGCUAGUGAAGCACCACUGUUAAUUAAUUUUUCUAAUAAGACAGUUCAAAGACCUGAUGGUAAUGAAGAGGAUAAUAAUGAAAAAUUACAAAGUGAUUAUAUAUUACAUGCUUUGGAAACAUUAGGUAUUAAUCCUUGUGAUUCUAAAGGGCAAUAUGUUAUAUCACAUUAUAUAGAAAGUGAUAUGCCUCUUCUUUUAUGCAUAUUAAAAUGUAUAACUAUGUUUUCUUAUAAUAUACAUAAUGAUAUACCAAUAAAAGAAAAAAUAUCUCUUUGUAAUGAGUCUACGCAAACUGAAUUUUCUUGGCAAGCUCAUAGUUUAUAUAUAGAAAAAUUAAUUGCAUUAAAAAAAAAAAUAAAUGUGCAUAAGCAAAUGGUUAAUAAUAAGCUACGUGAAAAAGAAAUGAUAUUAAAACAACAAACAUUAUUUAUUGAGCAACAAUUUGAAGCAUUGAAUAUAAAAUUGCAUCAAAUUCAAAAUGUCAUGCAUAAUAUAAGUUUAAAAGAAAAACUAUUAAAAGAAAAAAGUCAAACUAACGAAAAACAAAUUUUACAAAGAGAAAUGGAAUUAGCAUUGAAAGAAAGAUUAUUGUUGCAAAAGACAGAUAGAUUACACAAAGAGCAAAAUAACAAAAAAAAAGAACAAGAUGUGAGAAAAACGCAAGAACAAAAAGGAGUACAGACAGAACUUCAAGUUGAAUCAUUUAAUCAUUUUUUAAAAAAUAUAGAAGUACAAACGGAUUUUAUAAACAAUAUGCAACAAGAACAUAAAAUUGAGAUCCUUACUAAAGAAAAGGAAGAAUUAAAUGCCCUUAUUCAAGAUCAACAAUUAAAAAUAGAGCAGAUAACGCAACGGGCUCUUCAGUUGUCUCGACAAAUAGAAGGAAUACGUUCAUUGAGAUCAACUAAUAUAGAAAUUCCAACACAAACUGUUAAUAUAAAUACAAUUAUUAGUGAGAGUAGUUCAACAGAAGAUAUUCUUCAAGAUGCAAAAUUGAGGCUUAAACGUCUAGAAGAAGAAAGUUUAAAAGCAGAUCAAUAUUAUUAUAAUUUUAUCAAUAAUUCACCAUAAUAUAAAUUUUAUGAUAUUAGAUUAUAUGAUAAUCUAA